Messenger RNA from Candoia aspera, 4505 nucleotides. It is a transcript of the gene WDR47, whose product is annotated as WD repeat domain 47. Gene Ontology annotation, molecular function: protein binding. The coding region runs from base 373 to 3192 and encodes 939 amino acids. The transcript has 16 exons. The record is from RefSeq and is a predicted model, not a curated record. Lineage: Eukaryota; Metazoa; Chordata; Lepidosauria; Squamata; Candoiidae.
GCUCCUCUAUGCAGCCACCGCCCGCCUUCACCGCCCCUUUCGUCGCUUUCCCAUUCAGGCGGCUGCGCUGUCACCCCGCCCAAGCCUCGCCGCCGGGCCCCGGGGAGCCGCUUUCCCGGACAGCGAUUGGCGAAGCCGCUUGACAACCAUAGUCAGGCCGCCGCCUCUCGGGUCUUAGGAACGGAGCAAAGCAACUCGCCGGUACGGGCCGCGUUGGCUGGGCGCUGGUGGCCGCAACCGCGGACGGGCUCUUCUUCCUCCUCUCCCACACCCCUGGGAGGCUCCUGCCGCCAUUUUGUGUGUCUCCCUCCCUCACCCCGGUUUCCCCUCGGAGUCGGUGGCUCGGGAGAGGCCCUCCCUGUAGUCUACACAAUGACAGCUGAAGAGACAGUGAACAUAAAAGAAGCUGAAAUAGUCAAACUAAUACUGGAUUUCUUGAAUUCAAGAAAGCUUCAUAUCAGUAUGUUGGCACUAGAGAAAGAAAGUGGUGUAAUUAAUGGACUAUUCUCAGAUGAUAUGCUUUUCUUAAGACAGUUGAUUCUUGAUGGCCAAUGGGAUGAGGUUCUUCAGUUCAUCCAGCCUCUAGAGUGCAUGGAUAAAUUUGACAAGAAAAGAUUUCGUUACAUCAUACUGAAGCAGAAGUUUUUAGAAGCCUUAUGUGUAAAUAAUGCAAUGUCUGCAGAGGAUGAGCCUCAACACUUGGAAUUUACAAUGCAGGAAGCUGUGCAGUGCCUACAUGCUCUAGAAGAAUAUUGUCCUUGUAAAGAAGAUUAUAGUAAACUGUGUUUACUACUUACAUUGCCUCGUCUGACUAACCAUGCAGAAUUCAAGGACUGGAAUCCCAGCACUGCACGAGUUCACUGUUUUGAAGAGGCUUGUGUCAUGGUGGCAGAGUUCAUUCCUGCUGAUAGAAAACUAAGUGAGGCUGGAUUUAAAGCAAGCAACAAUCGUUUAUUUCAACUUCUGAUGAAGGGGCUAUUAUACGAAUGUUGUGUUGAGUUCUGUCAGAGUAAAGCAACAGGAGAGGAAAUUACAGAGAGUGAAGUAUUACUCGGCAUUGACCUUCUAUGUGGGAAUGGAUGUGAUGAUUUGGACCUUAGUUUGCUAUCAUGGCUUCAGAAUCUCCCCUCUACUGUUUUUUCUUGUGCUUUUGAACAAAAAAUGCUUAAUAUUCAUGUUGACAAACUCCUAAAACCUACAAAAGCUGCUUAUGCCGAUCUUUUGACACCCCUUAUCAGCAAACUUUCUCCUUAUCCAUCCUCACCCAUGAGGCGGCCUCAGUCUGCUGAUGCUUACAUGACCCGUUCCUUAAAUCCUGCGUUGGAUGGACUCUCCUGUGGGUUAACAAAUCAUGAUAAACGUAUCACAGAUCUUGGGACAAAAACGUCUCCCAUGUCUCACUCCUUUGCUAACUUCCAUUAUCCAGGAGUACAGAACCUUACUCGUAGUUUAAUGUUGGAAACUACAGAUUGCCAUAGCAUUUGUGAAGAGUCGCCUGAGCGAUGUGAAACUCCUGUGGAUCCCCAUAACUCAUCUGAAAGUGAGACUAUGCACCAGAAUUCAUUUCCAGAAAAAGAGCCAGCAAAUGGAACACAGAAUCAAGGACCAGCCAAGCAAGAAAAAAAUGAGCUUCGUGAUUCAACAGAGCAGUUUCAAGAAUAUUACAGACAGCGGUUACGAUAUCAACAACACUUAGAGCAAAAGGAACAACAACGGCAGUUGUAUCAACAAAUGUUAUUAGAAGGAGGAGUAAAUCAGGAGGAUGGUUCAGAUGUACAACAGAAUCUUACAGAACAGUUUCUUAACAGGUCUAUUCAGAAGUUGGGUGAAUUAAACAUGGGCAUGGAUAAUCUGGGAAAUGAUGUACAGACACUAAGCCAGCAUUGUAAUGGGACCAAGGGAAAUGUAUCCAUUCCUCCAGAUUCCAGUCAGAGAAUAGCUGGCGAUAACGCAAACAUUAAUACAAGUACACCUCAAAAAUUUGGCUCCAGUAAUCAGAUACCAUCUCUUGAAGAAUCGCCUGUCCAUGGAAAUCAAAUGGUGCCAGAGCAAGCUGCCAUUCAGGCACAACAUGAAGAUUCUUCAGGGAGUGUAAGAAAAGCAAGAAGUGAUGAGCAGGAUGACAAAUCAAAGAAACAGUUCAUUUGUCUGAAUACUCUAGAAGAUACACAAGCUGUCAGGGCUGUGGCAUUUCAUCCAAGUGGCGCUCUGUACGCUGUUGGCUCAAAUUCCAAAACUCUGAGGGUCUGUGCCUAUCCAGAGGAACAGGACUCAAGCUCCUCCACUGCUGUUCCUCAAAAACUGGUAUUUGACUUAGGCAGAUCUACGCUCUCUUCUUCUAUAAAGAUGACAACAAACGGCAAUAACACACCUAAACAACCAGUAGUUCGUUUCAAACGGAACAAACAUCACAAGGGAUCAAUAUAUUGUGUGGCAUGGAGCCCCUGUGGACAAUUGCUGGCUACUGGUUCCAAUGACAAAUAUGUUAAAGUUUUACCUUUCAAUGCAGACACCUGUAAUGCCACAGGGCCAGAUCUGGAAUUUAGCAUGCAUGAUGGAACUAUUAGAGAUCUAGCUUUUAUGGAAGGUCCUGAAAGUGGUGGUGCCAUUUUAAUCAGUGCUGGAGCUGGUGACUGUAAUAUUUAUACCACAGACUGCCAGCGAGGGCAAGGUCUUCAUGCUUUGAGUGGCCAUACUGGUCACAUUUUAGCACUUUAUACAUGGAGUGGAUGGAUGAUAGCAUCUGGAUCCCAAGACAAGACUGUGAGAUUCUGGGAUCUCAGAGUACCCAGUUGUGUUCGGGUUGUUGGAACAACAUUUCAUGGAACUGGCAGUGCUGUUGCAUCUGUAGCUGUAGAUCCUAGCGGUCGUCUUCUAGCUACUGGACAGGAAGAUUCCAGCUGUAUGCUCUAUGAUAUUCGUGGUGGGCGAAUGGUUCAGAGUUAUCAUCCUCAUUCCAGUGAUGUCCGUUCUGUUCGCUUCUCCCCUGGAGCGCAUUACCUUCUCACAGGAUCAUAUGACAUGAAAAUAAAAGUCACAGACCUGCAAGGUGACCUUACCAAGCAGCUACCAACUAUGGUAGUAGGAGAGCAUAAGGACAAAGUGAUUCAAUGCAGAUGGCAUACGCAGGAUCUUUCCUUCUUGUCAUCUUCUGCUGACAGAACUGUCAAACUCUGGAGUUAUAAUGGCUAAAUGCAAUCUGUAUCAAUAAAGCAGACACAUGAGACAACUGGAAUGUCCAUAAGAAAAGCAGCAUUUGAGCGGGAGAGAUGUGUCCCACAGAAACCUGACUGCUGUGAGAUAUUGGUGUGUUGGUGUGGAUUAUUUUUCAGUGCUUUCCAUGUGAUCUCAUGCUGCUAUGACCUACUAUGUCUUGUUGCUGAAGUUUGUUAAAAGAGCUCUUGCAAAGUCAGUGUGCACUCCAAAAGUUAAAUUAAUUAUGUGUUUAGUGUUAAUUGCAUUCCCUGGUCUUUGCCUCAGUAACAAUAUUUUUUUGAAAUUCAGAUUGAACUACAGUCCAAUGAAAUUCACAUGCAAUAUUGUAACAUCCACAUAAAUAAGUCUUGUUAUGCCAUGCUCUACAACGUUGUUUACAUCUAUCUUAAUUAGUGGUCCAAAACCUUACCCAUCAAAGUUUCGUGUUUUGGUUUAGUACAUAUAAUUAUGAACUCUAAAGAUGGUUAAAGAGGGAUACUCUUGAUCACAGUAUCUGUCUAUAGAUAUAUGGAUGACUUUCAGUUUGAGACUAUUUUGCUAGAUUAUGUUCAACACUUAAGCUUUUGGUGGAAAAAAACAUUGGUGCGAAGAGACAUUUACGUUACUGAAUGCGAUUGCAACAAAAUACCUCUGUAAUGUAUUGUAGGAAAGCAAACGCACUAUUAGGUGUGGUUGGUACAAUUAUUUUGGUAUCAUUGGCUAUGAUCCUACAGAUCUUGAGGCACAUGUGUAAGAAUAUUGUGUAUGCGGUUAGGAAUUUUUCUGAAGUUGCUAUAAUUACUAAUUGCAUUGUUGAAAACUUUAAUAUAUUAAAUUGCCCAUUCCUCAGCACUGCAAAACACUGUAGUAAAAUGCUUCAAAAUAACCUCUGGUUACAAACACAGUUUUUCCCUGUGUAUAUAUAGAACGUCAUACAAAUUUUAAAGGCAAUAGCAUGGCUUGAAAUGCUAUGUCUGCAUGGUAAUGUAAAACUAAAUUAUUUCCCAGUUCAGAAGCUUAUUUGGAUUUUUAAUUUCUUGCACUGUCUAUAUAAUAUAGUUGCAAUUUUAUCUCUAGCUUUAGAGUAUUAUGUUUAUGUAUUGUUUUAUAUUUUCAUAUUGUACAGUUAUAUUGCUUUUAAAUUAAAUUCUUAAAUAUUUGGAUUAUUUAUUUGAAGUACAACUUAAGGUUUGGUUCUAAUUAAUAUAUGCCGUGCAUUGUAGCAAGACCUUUUUAACUGUCAUGAAAAAACUGAGGUUACUAUUGAAGUGCAUAUGUACUUAAAUUCAAUAAAAAUUUUGACACCUGAA